This is a messenger RNA of Cariama cristata (Red-legged seriema), 783 nucleotides long. Its product is annotated as glutathione S-transferase. Gene Ontology annotation, biological process: xenobiotic metabolic process; glutathione metabolic process. Lineage: Eukaryota; Metazoa; Chordata; Aves; Cariamiformes; Cariamidae. Gene Ontology annotation, molecular function: glutathione transferase activity. The coding region runs from base 19 to 687 and encodes 222 amino acids. The record is from RefSeq and is a predicted model, not a curated record. The transcript is spliced from 6 exons.
AACAAGAACUCUGAAGUCAUGGCGGGGAAACCCAAGCUGCACUACAGCAAUGGAAGGGGGAAGAUGGAGUCAAUCCGAUGGCUGUUAGCAGCAGCUGGGGUUGAGUUUGAGGAAGAAUUCAUAGAAACGAAGGAAGACCUAGAAAAACUACGCAAUGAUGGAUCCCUGCUCUUUCAGCAAGUGCCCAUGGUGGAGAUCGAUGGGAUGAAGAUGGUGCAGACCAGAGCCAUUCUCAGCUACAUAGCAGCGAAGUACAACCUCUAUGGGAAGGACCUGAAGGAGAGAGCCUGGAUUGAUAUGUACGUGGAGGGAACAACAGACCUGAUGGGAAUGAUCAUGAUUCUCCCUCUUCAACCAGCUGACACAAAAGAAAAGAAUCUUGCCUUAAUAAUUGAACGAGCUACAAACCGGUACUUCCCUGUUUAUGAAAAGGCCUUAAAAGACCAUGGGCAUGAUUAUCUUGUUGGCAACAAAUUAAGCUGGGCAGACAUCCAUCUGCUGGAAGCCAUUUUAAUGGCAGAAGAAUGUAAGCCUGGUAUACUGUCUGCAUUCCCUCUGCUACAGGCUUUUAAAGAACGAACAAGCAACAUUCCAACAAUCAAAAAAUUCUUGCAGCCUGGCAGCCAGAGGAAGCCACAAAUGGACGAGAAGACUCUUGCCAUUGUGAAGAAAAUAUUCGGUAUCUAAUCAUGUGGCUGCUGAAGACAACACAACUGUAGCGUAUUUAGAGCUGUGGCUUGUUAAGUGUAAACUGCAUAGAUGUAUUCUGUAGCACGCAUCGUA